This is a messenger RNA of Drosophila guanche, 606 nucleotides long. Its product is annotated as cytosol aminopeptidase-like. Gene Ontology annotation, molecular function: metalloaminopeptidase activity. The transcript has a single exon. NCBI's taxonomy places the organism in Eukaryota, Metazoa, Arthropoda, Insecta, Diptera, Drosophilidae. Bases 4 to 606 code for a protein of 200 amino acids. Gene Ontology annotation, biological process: proteolysis. The record is from RefSeq and is a predicted model, not a curated record.
AAUAUGAAUUCGAGGAUGCUGCAAAUGGCCGGCUCGAUGGCCCUGGCCAGGAACUGUCUUCGUUCUGUUAACCAGCGAAGCAUGGCAGCGAUUGCCUGUGCUGAUGCCCACAAGGGCGGAAAGGGCCUCCUUGUGGGUCUCUACGAGAAGGAGGCGGGCAAGGGGCCACGUCUGACGCCAGCGGGGGAGAAGUUUGAUGAUCGUCUGCACGGGAAACUCUCGGAACUGAUCUGCGAGACGAAGAUCAGUGGCAGGCUGGGACGCGGAAAGGUCUUCAACAAUAUUGAUGAGGAGUUCCGGUCGGUGUGCGUGGUCGGUGUGGGGCUGGAGGGAAUCGGCUUCAACGAGCUCGAGAUGAUCGACGAGGGCAUGGAGAAUGUCCGCGUGGCCGCCGGCAUUGGUGCCCGCUCCCUGCAGGCCAUCGAAUGCAUCGAGAUCCAUGUGGACAACAUGGACUACCCGGAACAAGCAGCCGAGGGCGCAUCCCUCGCCACUUGGCGCUUCGAGGAGAAUCUCUCCAAGNAAUACCCUGAUCAAUCUAGUACUUUUUACUUUUUAUACCCACACCAAAAUCAUUCAUUAGUCGCUCAACUCAGUUCCAGUUAG